CGCGGUAACUUUGGGAAAUGGACGGAUUUCGGUGGCUACCUGCGUUUCACCGUUCUUCUUUUCCUGGUGGUUGCUGCAGUCACUCUUCUGUUCUCUCAUGUCACUAUUUACAUCGAGUUUCUCGGGUUUGCUGCUCUAUUUACAGAGGCGAUGCUUGGCGUCCCUCAACUUGUAAAAAAUCAUCAAAGCAGAUCUACUCACGGCGUGAGGUGGGUUUGAGUCCUCCUUUAUAA
Protopolystoma xenopodis is the source of this 233-nucleotide messenger RNA. The record is from the annotation of a GenBank genome assembly. NCBI's taxonomy places the organism in Eukaryota, Metazoa, Platyhelminthes, Monogenea, Polystomatidea, Polystomatidae.